UCUCGGACUUGCCGCAUGACGAGAUGUGAAGGAAACCAUUAGUAGCAACAUUGUGAUUAUCUGUUUGCGAGUUUGUAUGCCCUCAAAACAACACUUUAAGUGAGAUCACUUCAUUGGAUACAUAUAUUGGGUCAAUCUUAUGACAUCUGUCUGUUACAUGGAGUAGUCAGCGGAGCAUAAAUUACCAUUUGGAGAAGUGAAGUGCGCUGUCAAGUGUAUCCACGGAUUGUCAAUUUGCAAUGCAUCAGCAGAGGCCAUGUUCAAAACUUGGAGCGAAUCAGCGAUUAUGAAUUAGAAAGUCGGAUUCAUAUUCACUUACAGGAUCGCGGCGAUAUCGCCUGCGAUAGAAAAUACCAUCAUGUCUGCGAAGGUUGCCGAUAGAAUCGACCCUUUCACCAGUAAGGUGUCUAUCAAAUCUAAAAAACAGAAACGGUCUCAGGGUUCAUCGCAUUAUCGGACUAAAAAUGCCCCUGAGUUGCAGGCUUUACCUCAUCUUAAAGAUACUCCACCUGGGGAACAGCAGGAAUUGUUCAUCAAGAAGCUUCAGCAAUGUUGUGUUGUGUUUGACUUUAUGGACCCUGUGUCAGAUUUGAAGAGUAAGGAAAUUAAAAGGGCCUGUCUGAAUGAGUUAGUGGAUUACAUCACAGCUACACGCAAUGUUCUCACAGAGCCUACGUAUCCGGAGAUUGUUCGAAUGAUUGCAUGUAAUAUUUUUCGCACUCUUCCACCUAAUGACAAUCCUGACUUUGACCCGGAAGAAGACGACCCAACACUGGAGGCAUCAUGGCCUCAUUUACAGAUUGUUUAUGAAUUUUUUCUCCGCUUUCUUGAAUCUCCAGACUUCCAGCCAAGUUUGGCCAAGAAAUAUAUAGACCAAAAGUUUGUUCUUCAGUUAUUGGAACUCUUUGACAGUGAAGAUCCACGGGAACGAGACUUUUUGAAAACUGUCCUUCACCGGAUCUAUGGAAAGUUUCUUGGACUUAGAGCUUUCAUUAGGAAACAAAUAAAUAAUUUUUUCCUCAGGUUUAUUUAUGAAACAGAGCAGUUCAAUGGAGUUGGAGAACUAUUAGAGAUUUUAGGCAGCAUUAUCAAUGGUUUUGCUUUACCGCUGAAGGCAGAGCACAAGCAGUUCUUAAUCAAGGUUUUGAUCCCCCUACACAAAGCUCGCAGUCUAAGUCUCUACCAUGCACAGCUGGCCUACUGUGUCGUGCAGUUCUUGGAGAAGGAUGCUGCUCUCACUGAGGAUGUUAUCAAAGGUUUACUUAAGUUCUGGCCAAAGACCUGUAGUCAGAAGGAGGUGAUGUUCCUCGGGGAGAUCGAGGAGAUCCUAGACGUGAUAGAACCUGCUCAGUUCCAAAAGGUGAUGGAGGCCAUGUUCAGACAGAUAUCCAAGUGUGUGUCCAGCCCACACUUCCAGGUUGCAGAAAGAGCUUUAUACUACUGGAACAACGAGUACAUCAUGAGUCUGAUUGAGGAGAACUCAAAUGCGGUGUUGCCAAUCAUGUUCCCAGCUCUAUACAAGAUUUCUAAAGAGCACUGGAAUCAGACCAUUGUGGCUCUGGUCUACAACGUCCUGAAGACCUUCAUGGAGAUGAACAGCAAACUGUUCGAUGAGCUCACAGCUAAUUACAAAGCUGAAAGACAAAAGGAAAAGAAGAGAGAGAGAAGGAUCGUGAGGAACUGUGGCGUCGACUGGACAAGUUGGAGGUGAACAACCGUAACAAGAUGAUCAAGAACUCCUAACAUCCAUGCUGUGACCUCACAACUCGACUCCAAACCCUCAAUGCCCGCCUGUGCUCGCUUGCUUGAUUGCUCGCUCGCUCACUCGUCUGCUCCCUGCUACUGUGUCUGGCUUGAUGACAAUUGUUCAUCUAGUUAUCCUGUGUGCCAAAGCAAUGUGCUGGAGUUUUGGCAGAGAGUCAUCAACUCCUUCAGGAGCCAGUCUAGACUCAGUGUUAGGAUUGUUGCAUUAGGUGCUUGCACGCAAUCAGCAUUCUACAUUUCUUAAACCAAUACAUUAAUUUAUAGCUACAGCCUGCAAUAACCUUCAUUUAUGUUUCUAUCACACUUUCAGAAUCUUUCUUGUGGAGAUCUCAGAAUACCUCCUGUCAAAUUGCUAUUGAUACUUAAUUCACAAGCUAAGGGAAUUUACAGAUGGACUGUCCUAAGUUAAUUUUUGUUGUAAUUCCCAAUUCUCAGGUGAAGAUUGCAACAUUAAUAUUAUCCAAAGGACAUAAUCAGUUUAUUUUAAGGAAAGUGAAAUGUUUGAGAUGCCUGUCACAUACAUAUGGAUCUCUGAAGCCAACAUACUCUUCCUGAGUCUUCAUUUAAAUAAUCUUUGAUACCACAAACGACAGUUUUCUGCCACAAUGCACUGAUAGGAUGUCACUUUGCUAGACCGCCUACCAGUAACUAACAAUGAGCAUAGGUUAGCCAGUUGGUAUGCUAGGAAGUUAUACCAAAACUAUUUACCCCCAUGGGUUAUGCUGGCUAUUGAUUGGUUGGAAGUUGUCACCACAAGUUGAUGAGAAUAUCUAUGUAUAUGGUCACAGAAAUGUUGUUAAUGAGAUUCACAAGAAGAUUGUCUAUUUAUGUGUAUUGUAAACUACACUGAUCACUUACUAGAGAAGUCUGUGUGCCUCAGACUGUAAUGACCUGUAGUACUGAAGGAUCAAUUGUAAUGUCAUUAUUUAUUUCAAAUUUUUAGUCAAGUGUUUGUAGUGAGUGUGUCACUACAGUAGAUGGCUUACUUGCAUGUGGAACACAGUCAUCAGAAAGUCAUACAGUGUCAUAUGCAUUUUACUUUGUCAUCCUACAUAAGUGGUGCUGUUUAAGUCAACACUGUAUAUACUUAUAUAUACAAUAGCUGGAGCAUAAUAUAUGGCUUUGGAAAGGUUCAGGGAAAUAUUGUAUUGAAUUGGUUUUCUAUGUCAUAUGUCAAAGAUUGAGUAGACUCUUGUCUUGUCUGAAAGUUGAUUUAAAUUUCAAAAUUGUUUUCAUGCUUAUUUGAUUAAUGUAAGUAAGUUGCUUCAAGGAAAGGUUGAAUCAUAAGACAAUUACUUUGGUUUUCAUAUUAUUUUCUUAAUCAAUGGGAAGACAACUCAUCAAGGCUAUAUGUACAUUGGUAUUUGAAAGAAACACUUUUGUCAAUAUCAAACAGUUAUCUCAUGCUCCAUGGGUACGAUUUAGCAGUGUAUUAAGAAAAGAUUACUUCAGAUGCAGACUUGUGACCUCAGCAAUAGACAGUGCAGGUUCCAAUGGAGCAUAUGGCAGCUGAAUUCAGAUAUAUAUGUAUUAUUUUACUUCAUCUUUAAAUUUUAUUUGCAGUGAACAGAGUAUAACUGCUGUAGAGAUUUGUUAAGUAGUUAGGGAAAUAAUACCAAAUUCCUAUUUAACCUAUUGUAUUCUAGUACAAUGUACAAGAAAUGUUGUAUAAGUAAUUACACAAAACCUUUAAGAUAUAUUUUAUGGAGAAGUACACUAGUAAAUAUUCAGUGGCCAGUAAAAGAUUGAAGUAUAAUUUAUCGUUGAACUUUUGGAGAUUUGGCUUUGUUUGUUGGUUUAUUCAUUGUGAAAAGGAUAUAUUUGUUUGAUGGUUGACAGAUAAGGAUUUAUUUAUUGCAUAACAGGAAGCUAUGGAUAUAUUGGUUUGUUGACAAGGUUUCAGGUGACAGACUACUGCCACUGUAGGCUUGUAGAUGAGGAUAACAGAAGUCUCAUAUGCUAAAUAUUGUGGGCACUUUAUGUAACUGACAUCACAAGCAAACAAGUCACUAUGUCCGUCCGCAUCGUAGUUGUCCAUCUCAUUUCUUCUGUCAAGUGUUGUGUUUUGUGUUUGUUUGGUUUCAUCAAGCCAUUAUGACUGUUUGACCUACCAAGUCUUAUGUCUGAACCUAAUCUUGGACUGCUUCGUUUCUGCAUAUGUGACAGGAGUAUAUCGCUAAGAAUGUACAUCAAUUUGUUUACAGUACUAAGCGAAUAUGGUUUAGUAGAUUAAAAAAUUCAAAGUUGCCUGCCUAUUUUUAAUGUCGAAGUUGCUCUGUAAGCUAAGGAUUUGCUUUCAUUUGGAGUGUUUCUUUUGACAAUAGAAAAUUAUGAGCUAAAGUGCACGUGAAACAAUUGAAAUAUGAAAAUGUUUCUUUAUGUUAUCAUUUUGUUGUUAAGUUGCAAAUGUUUGCAUUCUCAUUGAUAUUGUGAUUUACAUAGCCCUUCAUCAUGGGUCAGACUUUUCAUGUGUUAGACAUGAUGAAUCUUUCAAUAUCUUCUGACAUGAGUCACGAGCUGUGAACAGUUGCAAGGAAGUCAGUAUGGGACUAAGGAAAAUUGCACUGAGAUUCACAGAAGUAUGUUGGACAAGGUAAUUAUGUUGUGGCCACUGCCUAGUGAGAACACUACCUGAGAGUGAGGGUGUUUGUUAUAGGGAUAGAACCUUACUCUAGUCACUAGCUUCACGUGAUUACAAGAGUCGGAGUGUCACAGAAGGACACUGAUCUUGGACGGAAUUGUGUUCUCCUGAGAUUUGUUCUUUAUCAUGACUUGUUAUGACUUGUGAUACUGUAGUAUAUUCAUUUGGUGUUCCUAUGCUUGUCUGUAUAUAAAUUUCUUCACCCACUCUUCAUGUAAUGUAUGACUUAAUAGUGUAUUUGUGUCACAAACCUACAGGAAUAUAGAUUCAAGUGACUCAGAUUCGUGCACAUGGAGAUAAUAUUUUGAUCUUUCAGAAUGUUUUCAUAGAAGUUGAACUCUUUCAGACAUUGUUAAUUUGAUUUUUAGCUAGGGUAUUUUUGUUAUGACAUCUGUAAGUAUCUGAACUGAUGAUAGUUACUUGAUAUGUGGACUAAACUCCAAUGUGAUCUGACAAAUUCAUUUCAAUGUUAACCGCAACUAUGCCAUUGUCAGUGUGUGAGUGGGGAAGAAGGGGAAGCUUAUACUUUGCCAGUCAGAUGACAUGUUCUGCAAUUGCAAUGUAACUUGAAACAUCUAACAAUCAAAGUAUUUUUGUGCCAUGAUAGCUGUUCAAGGAUGUUUGACUGCCCGUCAUCUCUAACAAUGAUUUCAAAUGGUCAGCUUUGAGUGUUGCAUUGCUGCAGUGAUUGGACCGGUCAGUGAGUCUGUAAUUCCCAUGUAUGCUUCCGACAUAGAUCUGUAGCAGUCUGUUGUGUGUUACGUGAUUAUUAUCCUCUGCUAGUGUGCUAAUGCCGAGCAUGUGCUUCAUAAGGCACACAUUUCUCAGGUGACAAAGGAAAAAUACUCUGGUUUUGUCACAAAGGGAGACCACUCUGGUUUCAUCACAAAGGGAGACCACUCUGGUUUCAUCUGCGAGAGAGCUCCUCAAGAAUGUAUACCUCAUUGAUCACAGUUCCGGACUACACUAACAGUGAGAAGUUUGUGUCGAGUGUUCUUCACAGGGUUGUGUGACCUGAUGUUGAGGCUCUGGCUGCCAUCUUCGUUGUGGCAGGCUGGAGUAAAUGGUCCUCAUCUUAUUAGCUAGACAACUGCAGAGGUAUACUAUUUAAGACUGAACAAAUUGCUGAUGAGAAUUAUGUGUGCAUUAAUUAUUUAUAGUGUUUAUGAAAUGUAAGAUUCAUUGGAAUACAGUGAAUCUGUGUAUAUCAGUUUGUAAAAUUUGUCAUUUUCCUGUUGUGUGUUAUAACAUAUCCAUAAUUGCCAACUACUGACGCUUGUUUCCAGUUUGUCUUGGAAAAAAUUCAUCAGUGAAUUUGGUGUAAUUAUUACUGAAGGUUACAUCCUUUUGAAUGCCGUGGCGCGAGAGUUGACUAAUUCCUCUUCCCAUUAACCACCACACUACCUGCUUGUCUACCAGUUACCAAUAGAGCCUGGCGUGUCACCCUGAACUGUUACGUUAACAGAUUCCUAUUUUAGCAGUUGGUAUUGCAACAAAUAAUUUGUGUACAUACAAGAUUAAACAUUGUGUGUUUGAUUUGUAGCCUAACGCAGCCAGAACUUUGAUUCAGUAGUGUCUGACUGCCCACAGCACAGUUUCGUAAUCAGCUCUAUGUUGUGUCCUCAAUUUUGCUUUUGUACAUAUGCUUACUUGAUUGUAUAUUAUGUUGCUAUAUUAACUAUACUUGGCUUGUAGGCAAUCUGUAGCCAAGUUUGUGCAUAGUUGUUACCCUCCAAUUUGUCUUUGUAAACUAUGUCUGAAAAUAUUUUGUAAAAUUAAAAUAUUCUCAUCAAAA
Molecule: messenger RNA, 6200 nt
Organism: Haliotis rubra (blacklip abalone)
Lineage: Eukaryota; Metazoa; Mollusca; Gastropoda; Lepetellida; Haliotidae
Product: serine/threonine-protein phosphatase 2A 56 kDa regulatory subunit epsilon isoform-like
Exons: 12
Coding region: 359-1711 (450 amino acids)
Biological process (GO): signal transduction; protein dephosphorylation
Cellular component (GO): cytosol; protein phosphatase type 2A complex; nucleus
Molecular function (GO): protein phosphatase activator activity
Source: RefSeq, a predicted model, not a curated record